CCGUGUGAUUGCAGAUGCUGGGAGCAUGCCACAGAUCUCGACAAAGGAUCAGAAGCUGUAGGAUCAGUCUUCGCUCUCUUGGACAGGUCCACAAAGCCUGAUCCUCAGAACAAGGAAGGAUAUAAGCCCCAAUAACUGCUCGGGAAGAUAGAGUUCCGGGAAAUGGAUUUCGCGUACCCGACAAGGCCUACAGCUUUAGUCCUCAGGGUGUUCUCGAUCACCAUUGAAGCAGGAAAGUCCACUGCCCUGGUGGGACCAAGUUGAUCAGGGAAGUCGACCAUUAUUGAUCUAAUAGAAAGAUUCUACCAUCCGUUGGAAGAAAUGGUCAGAAUUCGUGGUCGAGACAUCUGGUCGGACCAUCUCAGGUCCCUGAGGAGACACUUAGCUCUUGUUGGUCAAGAACCGUCACUCUUUGAAGGCACCAUAAAAGAGAACAUCAUAUUCGGAGUUUCAAACAGUGAUAUUAAUGAAACAGAGGUGAUCGAGGCUACGAAUGCUCAUGGAUUUAUCCCAUCCUUGAAAGACGGGUAUGAUACACGGUGAGAUGAUAAGGGGGUGCAGCAAUCAGGUGGGCAGAAGCAAUGGAUCUCAAUUGCUCGGGUUCUGCUAAAAAACCCGGUGGUUCUGCUGUUGGACGAGGCGACUAGUGCACUUGACAGCUUGUCAGAGGAGGCGGUCCAGGGGGCCCUAGAGCAGGUGAUGGUCGGACGGACCACUGUGAUGGUGGCCCACAGGCUGGGUGUAUAGUGAAGCAAGGAAAAGAGAUUAUCCAUUUUUCGGAGAUAGGGGAUGACAAAAGCCACCGAGCCGAAAAGAGUUAUCUCAGAACUGCUGUAAGGUGGGGUCGUGCAACAGUAGGUCGGAACGAUCUCGUCAUGGUAUGAUUGUUACAAUUUAUAAAAAUUGAUUAUUCUUGAAACCUUCGCAUCUCGGUUCCGAGGUGUGAUAUGUUGCAGAAGAUUCUGUAUCUGUCUUUAUUAUGAUUUGUUAGUGAUUGGCUAACGAACAUAUUGAUAAGUCUAUUAUUAAUUAUUGACCUGAACUCCAGGCUAGGAAGUAACCUUCUUUAAUUAAUUCAUGAGAAAAAUGUGAUGACUAAUUAAUUGAGUAAUGCUUCCGUAAAUCAUCAGCUUACGAAUAAGAACUUCCCCACAUAAAGCUUUGGAUCAAAUUGUAAUAAUUAAUGAGGCUAACAUGCCACAAAUCCUGAGGUCAGUCUUGGACCUCUCAUCAGCACAUGCUCCUGUCAUUGUUCUCAUAUUUAAAAUAACCUCAAUGAUUAUUCAUUUUAGCUGUAAACCUGCAUUAUUAUAAAUACAUCUCCAAAGCUGGUUCACUCUCUUGGACCGAUCUCCUCGGUGAUGAUGUUCUUCGAAGAACUGCUGGAUCAUUAAUUCAGCGGAAAGAGACACAGUUCCUUGCCUGUGGAGAGAUAACUCGAGAGGAUGGGGAACGAGAGCGAUAAAGCUCGAGAAUUCGCGAUGGACGAAAAGAAGAACAAGAAGAAAACCGGGUCCCUGAGGUCGGUAUUCAUGCAUGCUGAUGGGUUCGACAAGUUUCUGAUGUCUCUCGGACUUAUUGGUGCCGUCGCCGAUGGGUUCUCAACGCCAGUGGUGCUGUUCGUGAGCAGCCACCUCAUGAAUGAUAUCGGCACUUCAUCGAAUUUAGAUGCAAAUGCUUUCCGUGACAAGAUCAAUAAGAACUGUCUCGUUCUGCUCUACAUGGCAUUGGUUUUGCUACUUCUAACCUUUCUCGAAGGAUAUUGUUGGACAAGAACAGCAGAGAGGCAAGCAGCUCGGAUGAGAGCGAGGUACUUGCAGGCCGUGCUGAGGCAGGACGUGGGCUACUUUGAUUUGCAUGUGACCAGCACUUCUGAGGUCAUCACAAGUGUGUCCAGUGAUAGUCUUCUGAUUCAAGACGUCCUAGCUGAAAAGGUCCCGCACUUCUUGACGAAUGUGUCACUCUUCCUCGGGUCGUACAUAAUAGCUUUUGCCCUCCUAUGGAGACUAGCAAUAGUCGGAUUUCUUUUCGCACUAUUGCUUAUAAUCCCAGGAAUGAUAUAUGGUCGUAUACUGAUGGGAAUAGCAAGAAAGAUUCGGGAAGAGUACAAUGUGGCCGGUACCAUAGCUGAGCAAGCUGUAUCUUCAAUCCGAACAGUUUAUGCUUUUGUCGGUGAGACCAAGACAAUUUCCGACUUCUCCACGGCCCUUCAAGGGUCCGUGAAAUUGGGCCUCAAACAAGGCUUAGCAAAAGGGUUGGCGAUGGGAAGCAAUGGCAUUGGUUUCGCAAUAUGGGCAUUCAUGGCUUAUUACGGGAGUAGGAUGGUCAUGUACCACCGAGCUCGGGGAGGGACAGUUUAUGCUGUGGGAACUGCCAUUACAUUUGGUGGAAUGUCACUAGGAUCAGCUCUAUCAAAUCUCAAGUACUUCUCUGAAGCAUGUUCUGCAGGAGAACGGAUCGCCGAGAUGAUAGAGAGAAUUCCUGCAGUCGAUCCCCACAAUCAGGAGGGAGAGAUCCUCCACAACUUCACUGGUAAAGUUGAGUUCAACCACGUUGAGUUUUCAUACCCUUCUCGACCCGAGAGUACCAUCUUUAAGGACUUCUGCCUUGGGAUUCCUGCGGGGAAGACAAUGGCCUUGGUUGGUGGUAGCGGCUCUGGGAAAUCGACAGUGGUUUCACUCUUGCAGAGGUUCUAUGACCCGCUAGGAGGAGAGAUCCUUCUCGAUGGACAUCCGAUCAAUAAGCUGCAGAUCAAGUGGCUGCGUUCACAAAUGGGCCUAGUGAGCCAAGAACCGACACUUUUUGCAACUUCCAUUAAGGAGAACAUACUGUUUGGGAAGGAAGAUGCGUCGAUCCAAGAGGUUAUCGGGGCUGCAAAGGCUUCUAAUGCUCACGCCUUCAUAAACCAACUGCCUCAGGGCUAUGAUACUCAGGUUGGAGAGCGAGGUGUUCAGAUGUCGGGAGGACAAAAACAGAGAAUAGCCAUAGCACGAGCAGUUAUAAAAUCUCCUCGAAUCCUACUGUUGGAUGAAGCCACAAGUGCAUUAGACUUGGAAUCAGAACGAGUGGUCCAAGAAGCAUUAGACAGGGCGUCGAUCGGCCGCACCACACUUGUCAUAGCCCAUAGGCUUUCAACCAUUCGGAAUGCCGAUAUUAUCACAGUUGUCCAGAAUGGCCAGGUGGUAGAGGCCGGCAAUCAUGAAGAGCUAAUCCAUAUUCCCAAUGGCCAUUAUGCUGCAUUGCUUAACCUCCAAGAAAUGGAGAAAGAAGAGACCCUUGAUAAAACCAAGACAACGGCAACAGCCUAUGCUUCAUUUUCUAAUCUCAGCAUGGAUCAUGUGAACAGUACGAGCAGCCGUAGACUCUCCAAAACAAGCCACUCUAGCUUGACUAGAUCAAAUGGAGCAGCUCAAUCUUUCCGAAAGACGGAAGAUGGCCUUGAGAAUAAGAAACUUCCAGUUCCAUCCUUCCGAAGACUAUUAGCCUUAAAUCUACCAGAGUGGAAGCAAGCAACUUUGGGGUGUUUUAGCGCCAUCCUGUUCGGCGCCAUCCAACCCAUUAAUGCUUUCACGAUGGGGUCAAUGAUCUCGGUGUUUUUCCUGUCAGAUCACGACCAAAUCAAAGAGAAGAUAAGGAUAUACUGCCUGUCUUUCCUCGGGUUAGCAGUCUUCUCAUUUCUUAUCAAUGUUUGUCAGCAUUACAACUUUGCAUACAUUGGAGAAUACUUGACAAAGAGGCUCAGAGAGAGAAUGCUCUCGAAGAUCCUCACAUUUGAAGUUGGGUGGUUUGAUCAAGAUGAGAACUCAAGUGGUGCUAUAUGCUCAAGACUAGCCAAAGAUGCAGCAAUGGUGAGAUCUAUAGUGGGUGACCGCUCGGCGCUCCUUACACAAACCUGCUCAGCUAUAACCAUUGCUUUCACAAUGGGUCUAAUCCUUGCAUGGAGGCUCGCGAUUGUGAUGAUUGCCGCCCAGCCCCUCAUAAUCGCGUGUUUCUACACUCGAAAAGUGCUGUUGAAGAACUUAAGCCAGAAAGCCAUCAAGUCCCAGGAUGAGAGCACUAAGUUGGCCGCGGAGGCAGUAUCAAACCAUCGAACUAUAACUGCCUUCUCAUCUCAAGAUCGGAUCUUCAAGAUGUUCGAGAUGGCCCAAGAAGGCCCAACAAGAGAGAGCGUCAAGCAGUCAUGGUAUGCAGGUUUGGGGCUUACUCUGGCUCAAUUCUUCACAAGAUGCAUUUGGACUUUCGACUUCUGGUACGGUGCCAAGUUGAUCUCUCAAGGGUACAUUACACCAAAGCAGCUCUUCGAGACCUUCAUGAUAUUGAUAAGCACAGGCCACGUUAUUGCCGAUGCUGGGAGCAUGACUAAGGACAUUGCCAAGGGCUUGGACACAGUUGCAUCGGUGUUCGCCAUAUUAGACAGGCAGUCAAGGAUUGAGCCCGAUGAUCUAGAUGGUUACCAGCCCAGAAACAUUAGGGGUGACGUAGAAUUCUGUGGAGUUGAUUUCGCCUACCCAGCAAGGCCUGAUGUGGUCAUCUUGCAAGACUUCUCUUUCAAGAUCGAAGCUGGAAAAUCGACUGCUUUGGUGGGGCAGAGCGGUUCUGGGAAGUCGACUCUCAUAGGCCUCAUUGAGAGAUUCUAUGAUCCACUCAAAGGUGCAGUAAAAAUAGAUGGCCAAGAUAUACAGUCAUAUCAUGUCAGGUCUCUAAGGAAGCAUAUAGCACUGGUUAGCCAAGAGCCGACCUUGUUAGCUUGUACUAUAAGGGAAAACAUUGUAUACGGCAUCUCUGCUAACAUUACUGAGACAGAGAUUAUAGAAGCAGCAAAGGCAGCUAACGCCCAUGAAUUUAUCGUGGCGCUUAAGGAUGGGUAUGACACUUGGUGUGGGGACAAAGGCGCUCAGCUCUCAGGAGGGCAGAAGCAGCGAGUGGCCAUUGCAAGGGCUAUGCUAAAGAACCCGAGAUUAUUGCUGCUGGACGAGGCGACAAGUGCCCUCGACAGCCAGUCAGAGAGGGUUGUACAGGAUGCACUGGAGUGGCUGAUGAAAGGGAGGACAAGCGUGGUGGUGGCACACAGACUGAGCACAAUAUUCAACUGUGACAUGAUCGCCGUGCUGGAUAAGGGGAAAGUAGUUGAGAAAGGGAGCCAUUCCUCAUUGUUAGCAAAGGGCCCAACGGGUGCCUAUUACUCACUCGUGAACCUCCAGAACACCUUUAGUUCGGGACUCAAACUCGAUUAGUUUGUCACUGUUUAGUUUGGUUUGCUAUUUUGUGUAUGAAACAUGAACUAUGGGCAAGAUAAACCCAAUAAAACCUGAAGCCCUUUUCUCUCUAUGUUUAACUCAUUAAUUAUCUGAACCUUCGGUUCAUUUUCAAAA
Punica granatum (pomegranate) is the source of this 5372-nucleotide messenger RNA. NCBI's taxonomy places the organism in Eukaryota, Viridiplantae, Streptophyta, Magnoliopsida, Myrtales, Lythraceae. The record is from RefSeq and is a predicted model, not a curated record.